Messenger RNA from Mytilinidion resinicola, 1020 nucleotides. RefSeq lists its product as uncharacterized. The transcript is spliced from 5 exons. The record is from RefSeq and is a predicted model, not a curated record. Bases 184 to 933 code for a protein of 249 amino acids. Lineage: Eukaryota; Fungi; Ascomycota; Dothideomycetes; Mytilinidiales; Mytilinidiaceae.
AUCGCAGCCUUAUCCAAGCUAUACUAUGCUCGCUGCCGGAAAUGCCCAGUAGCUGUCAACUAUCACUUCGAUGCAAAAGACCGCUCGAAAUACAAAGUGGAGGACUACCGGCCUGGAUAUCCCCGUUUCACAGCAUUACUAGCUGCGCACCCAGCCUUCUAAAACUUUCGUCGGUUUGCCAGAAUGCGCAUGCGCCUCCUCCUUCUCAAACAAGACGAGAUCAGCAUUCUCGAAGAGUCAUUGGACAAAAUUGAUGCCGCUGAAAGUCGCGAUUUUUUUCUUGGUUGUGGCCGCAAGGACCGGAAUCCUGAUAGACAGGAGGUGCUGCAAAAGUUGGGAACCGCCCUCGGAGAGUAUGACUUGAUGAUGGAGCAAAGCCGCCGCAUAUUAUCCUUUCCACAAGCCACCAGCCGCGACAUGGUCAGCUUGAAAAAUUGGAUUGAAGGCGUUGGUAGCAUAUCAUCUUACGAGACGGCAUAUUUGGGUCACUCGGCAGAUCAAGUGAACAUCACUGGCUCAGCAGACGAUGCUGUCACAAGUAUUGAGGCAACAGUGGAGGCAUGUCUUCUGGGGAUUACCUAUUUUCCACGACAGAACCUUUCCAAUCUUCUCCCUCGGUACAAAUCGCCUAUAACGAAGGAUAGGAACAUGUUUAUCCUCGGCCCCGGAUUCCGAAUGUUUAGCAGAGUUCUGACGACCUGGGUAGCCGCUAUCAUCUUACUGGUACCCGUGAUCAUCCUUUACUUGGUCGCCAGCCCAAGAGCCCGACUUGUAGUUAUUGCACUUACCACUGGCUUCUUUCUUUCCCUUGUAUCUGUAUACACAAAAGCACGAACAAUCGAGGUCAUAGUGGCUGGAGCAAGCUACGCAGCAGUCUUGGUCGUCUUCAAAUCUAGUAACAACGGUAUGAAGGGAAACUUAACACCGGACUGAGCAUUGAAUAAUCAAUAUGAGUAAUUCUACCCUUAGCUAUUUUAACAGGUUUAAUGGUGUAAGAGGUUGAUAUUAUUGUGUUCACAU